Messenger RNA from Paramecium tetraurelia, 1125 nucleotides. RefSeq lists its product as uncharacterized. NCBI's taxonomy places the organism in Eukaryota, Ciliophora, Oligohymenophorea, Peniculida, Parameciidae. The transcript has 4 exons. The record is from RefSeq and is a predicted model, not a curated record.
AUGUAUUAUAAAUAAAAUAAAGAAUGUAGAUUAUGUUAAGGUUCUUUAUCAUAAAUCUAAAUUGAUAAUUUAAAGAAGAAGUAUGCAAUUCACAAAUACAAUAGGUAUUAUAAUGCCUUUCAUUUUUAUUUUGCCAAACCAAUAUCGGAAAUAUUAGGCAAUUUGCAAAUUGAUCAUGUUAUCCUAUUUAAGGAUUUGUUAUAUUUCAAUGAUGAUAACGAAUAUUUAACAAAGUGUUACGAUUAAUUGGAGUAGAAAUAAAUAAUGCGCAAACUUUAAUUCAAGAUUCCAAUACCCAAUUUGUUAAUCGUGACAGCUCAUCAAAUUCUUUAGAAGCGAAACAAUAAACUGCAAAAAUUACAAAAAUAACCUGUAAACAUCGUGGCAGCCACCAAUAAAUAUCGAAUAUUAUUCAAUACUACAUAAAAUAUUGAAUUAUCAUCUGAAAUAGAAGAAUAUGAAAACAAAAUAAUAAGCUGGGAAACUUCAGAACAUAAUAUUUAUUCUAAUUUUAAUGUAUCUUCUCAAAAAAUGAAGCCAGUUACAACUUAAUAAAUGAACCAUCUUAAUACAUCCAAUUCUAUCCAUUAGCUAUAUUAUUAAUAAAACGAUAAGGAUAUUGUAAUGGUAAUAAGAGAUAUAAAUAAAUUCACAAAUCAAUAAUUGAUGAAAUUAUCACCAAAGAAAACUGUAAUUAAUAAUAAAAUUAAUGGGAAUCAAUCCAAAAAUAAAAAUGUCAUCAUACCAAAAUUAGUCAUUCCCUAAAUUCCUGAGAAUAAAAUGAAUUUUCAACAACUACUAAAUUAGUAUGACUAAAUAAUGUCAUAGAGGAAUUGCUAAACCGAAAGAUAAUCGAAGGGAAAGACAAAAGAAAAAAGUAAAGGGCAAUUAGAGAUUUAUUAAAGCAAGAAUAAGUAUUAAUAAUCUAUUUAUUCUGUACCGAGUUCUUCUAAUUUUCAAGGCAAGGGAAUCAGCACUUGUUCUGCUUCAAUUUUAUUGAAAUCAUUGUCAAAAAAAUCAAUGGACAAGUCUCCAAUCGCAUCAAGAAGAUUAGAAAUAAAGUAGAACCUUACUAAAUUGAUAAAAUAACAGGAAAGAGAUUUGGGGUUUUACACUUAAAGAUGA